AUGUUAACUGAGAUUCAUCAUCAAGUAAUACAGGAAAAGCAGCUUUCUAAUAUGCUUAAGAUAGAAAUUGCCCGCCAGAAAGAGGCUCUCGAUUCAAGUAUCAGACAAACCAUUUCGGCAUUCCGUAAUUUUGGUCUUCUUGAUAUUUGGUAUCCAAAGCUUUCUGAAGCGGUUGUACAAAAUUUCCUUCACUCCCCUAUCUUUACUAGAGAGCAGGGCACCGUGUAUGAAUCUCCUUCAGCUUUGCCAUUUAAUACGAGUGUAACUUCAAAAAUAAACAACUUCCUUAAGCAUUAUUUAGAAAAUAUGCCGGAAAUUGUUCAAUGCAUUAACGAAUACUUCUCACGUCAAGCAGAAACCAUUAAUUAUCUACCAUCUCCUACCGCAAUUCAAUUUUUCUCAUCUUCAACGUUCCUUUCUUUAUUCGGCUAUUGCUGGUGUGUUGAACAAGGCGCUGCUUACGUUGAUUCUUUGAUUCAACUCCUUGUUCUUCAGAUAAAGCAGUCAGAAACUGUGAAUUCAGUUUCUUUCCGCACUUCUUUCAUUCGUGAAAUCAUCCGUCAAUUUAUGCAUACGACGGGCGUUCAAACAUAUCUUCGACUUUCCCUUUCGAACAUCUAUAUCGAUUUUAUCAAUGAAGAAGACUUGUCGAAGUACAGGAUGAGCUCGAAAGAAUACCUCCAGGUAUGUGCGAGGUACGCAUCAUUAUUUACCGACAAACUCCUCGAGAAUAUACCUUUUAUGCCAAGUUUAUUGAGAUAUUUCUUCAGAAGAGCUUUCGUUGCUGCGCAAGAGAUCUUCGGUGAGGAUUCGCAACAGCCAACACAGCUGAUCGAGAUUUUCUUCUUCGAUUUGCUUCUUCAGCCCGCUUUGAUUAAUCCAAAAUUAUUCGCUUUGAUUCCAGAAACUUCGGUUCUCCCACACACUACACAUACUACCAUCGUAUCAAGAAUGUUCCUGUGGGCAACAGGAAGCUCAACAAUCCAAGAAUCCUACGAAAAAACCGGAUUUACUAAGAGCGACGAAUUUACAGGAAUCCGCGUUCACGAACUCAUCAAAGGAAUCAGAUCUUACAACGGUGAAGUCGAUGGCAUCUUUUCUGCACGUCUUCAGAACGUUUCAGAUAUGAGAUUCCAUUUGUUAAUUUUAUCGGUCAAUGAUGUACUUUUCAUAGCGCAUAUAAUUAAUACAACAUGCAAUGAUAUAGAUUUACCCGAUAAAACAAAGGAAAAACUCUAUCAAUUAACGUCAUUCGAAAAAGAUUUCACAUUACCGUCAUCAGACCUGAUAGACUUUUGGUUCCAAGCUUUCAAACUCCCACCGCAACCAUUCGUUCCAGCAGAUCUCAAAGAUAAACCAGUUCUUUACAUUCCUCUUCUUAAUUCAGACCAACACAGCAUAAAUACAGAUCAUAUCACCCCAGUUAUCAAUCAUCUCAUUGUUUACUUGGAGAGUCUCCCAAUUAUUCACGGAGCUCCGUCAGAAUUACUCGAUUUCUGCGAAUUCCAUCGUAAACGCGCUCUAGAAAACGGUUAUGCCGAUAUCAUUACAAAGACACAAGCUGUUUCCGUCAAAAUCCUUAGUACCGGAGCAGAUGAUGUCGAAAUCCUUAAUCGCGUCAAGCAAACGAUCGAAAACAGGACGUCAUCGCACGCAUUACAGUUCGCAAGCUCAUUCCUUCUCCAGGAAGCCUGCGCGAAGAUGGAUACCAUUAAAAAACGCAUCAGACUUAUGAACGACCAACUUACGCCAAUUAUUCAUCAGAGCUUGUUAAGAUUAUUCCUGAUCAGACAUAAGAAUUUACAGCAGGAAAUCCAGCGAAAUGAGAAACUUCUCUGUACAUCUGAUGAAGAAUGGCUCAAAUUCUUCCAGCCAGCGGCAGAAAAUUUCAUGGCCUUCUCAGAACAGAAUGGCCUUGAUAAAUCCCAUCGUUCUCCGAUCAUGAGACAAUUACAUUCCACAUUAGUAUCAAUGAUCCCUUAUCAGAACUUUAUCAACGCGAAUCCGAACCUUGUAGAGCAAGACCGUGAAGUUUACCAGACAUAUGAUCGCAGACUCGAAGAAUUUCUCCUUGAAAAUUAUUCUCCUGUCCUUAAACAGCUCUUUAAGACUCCCAGUACCUUCGAUGCACCAAUAGCUGUCAUCAGGAGAGGCACAAGCUUCGGUGGACCGCUCGAAAGACUCCAACAAAUCAUGAAUGCCAUAGAUCUCAUCCAGGACAUUUAUACUUUCGAGGCAGGUGAAGGUUGUCCGGGUGAUGACUUCCUUCCAUUAUUUAUUUACGUACUUAUCAGGGCAAGAUUGCCAAAUCUCGCAAGUUCCCUCCAUUACCUCAACUUCUUCCUCUUCAACAUCGACGGAAGACUUAAACUUCUUGAUUCCAUGGAGAACUACUGCGCUACAACCUUCAGAACUUCGGCUGAAGACUUCAUUAUUAACGCUCAAAGAUAUAAGAACUAA
This is a messenger RNA of Trichomonas vaginalis G3, 2460 nucleotides long. RefSeq names its product VPS9 domain family. Gene Ontology annotation, molecular function: small GTPase binding; guanyl-nucleotide exchange factor activity. The record is from RefSeq and is a predicted model, not a curated record. Gene Ontology annotation, biological process: vesicle-mediated transport; regulation of GTPase activity. The transcript has a single exon. Bases 1 to 2460 code for a protein of 819 amino acids. Gene Ontology annotation, cellular component: cytosol; endocytic vesicle. NCBI's taxonomy places the organism in Eukaryota, Parabasalia, Trichomonadida, Trichomonadidae.